ACGUGUUUGUUCUGUUAUUUUGUGUUGCUUAAUUCAUUGAAAUUUUAGGAAUAAAAUAAUUGGCAAAAAUGUCUGACAAUCCCAGUUCUCCGCCACCGAAUACGCCCAGCGACAUUGAUCGGCGCAAUUUUCGUUCUGGCAUGACUUCGCCAGUUGGAGAUUUUGAACCAUUCGAAAAUGAAGAUGAAAUUUUGGGCGACACGACGGUUCGUGAGGAAAAUUACGACGAAGAUGACGGUGAAGACCUAUUUGGGGACGAUAUGGAAAACGAUUAUCGAGCGAUGCCGAAACUUGAUCGAUAUGACAUAGAUCAACUGGAUCAGGAAGAAUACAGCGAUAUUUCGCAGACGGAUCGCGCUGCUGCUGAGGCGGAAAUGCGCCGUCGUGAUCGUGCAGCUGGUAUUCAUCGAGAUGAUCGAGAGCUAUUCUAUGACAGGAGCGACGAUGAGGAUGAUAUCCCAAGGGCCAAGCGAAGAGCGGCCGAAAAAGCCGCAGCAGGUGAAGUUGAAGAUGCUGAAAUGAUCGAAUCUAUUGAAAACCUCGAAGAUACAAAAGGUCAUAGUAUAAAAGAAUGGGUGUCAAUGCUAGGACCACGCACGGAAAUAGCUAAUCGAUUUAACAGCUUUUUGAGAACGUUUGUUGACAGUAAGGGGCAAUACGUAUAUAGAGACAGAAUCAGAAGAAUGUGUGAGCAAAAUAAGUCUAGUUUUGUGGUUUCUUAUACAGAUUUGGCUAAUAAUCAACAUGUACUGGCAUAUUUCUUGCCCGAAGCUCCAUUUCAAAUGUUAGAAAUUUUGGACAAAGUAGCUAAGGAAAUGGUAUUAAGCAUUUAUCCUACUUACGAAAGAGUAACUAAUGAGGUUCAUGUUCGAAUCUCUGAUUUGCCUCUAUUGGAAGAGCUUCGCACAUUCCGUAAGCUACAUCUGAAUCAAUUGGUCAGAACGUUGGGUGUAGUAACGGCUACGACGGGUGUUUUGCCCCAAUUGUCCGUUAUAAAAUAUGAUUGUGUAAAGUGUGGCUACAUACUGGGUCCAUUUGUGCAGAGUCAAAAUACCGAAGUUAAGCCCGGUUCGUGCCCAGAAUGUCAGAGUGGAGGACCAUUUUCAAUCAAUAUGGAACAGACGCUAUACAGGAAUUACCAAAAAAUUACGCUACAAGAGUCGCCGGGACGUAUUCCCGCUGGUCGAAUUCCCCGAAGCAAGGAUUGUAUAUUGCUCGCUGAUCUAUGUGACCAGUGCAAACCGGGUGACGAAAUUGAAGUUACUGGAAUUUACACCAAUAACUAUGACGGGUCGCUUAAUACGGAGCAGGGGUUUCCAGUGUUUGCCACCGUGUUAAUCGCAAACCACCUUGUUGUGAAGGAUAGCAAACAAGUUGUAGCCUCACUUACUGAUGAGAAUAUUGCUAUGAUACAGAAAUUGAGCAAAGAUCCGCGAAUUAGUGAGCGUAUCGUUCAAAGCAUGGCCCCUUCCAUCUAUGGUCACGAAUAUAUCAAGCGGAGUUUGGCUCUUUCAUUGUUUGGAGGAGAGUCUAAAAAUCAUAGGGAAAAGCACGAGCUUCGUGGUGACAUCAAUAUAUUACUUUGCGGAGAUCCAGGAACAGCAAAGUCUCAGUUUUUAAAGUAUGCUGAAAAAAUUGCGCCGAGAGCUGUGUUUACAACCGGUCAAGGUGCUUCUGCCGUUGGUUUAACCGCCUAUGUGAGACGAAAUCCAACUACCCGUGAAUGGACGUUGGAAGCAGGAGCACUGGUCCUGGCUGAUCAGGGCGUUUGUUUAAUUGAUGAAUUUGAUAAAAUGAACGACCAGGACCGAACAUCCAUUCAUGAAGCUAUGGAACAACAAUCGAUUUCUAUUUCUAAAGCUGGAAUUGUUACAUCAUUGCAAGCAAGGUGUGCUGUUAUUGCGGCUGCAAAUCCGAUCGGUGGACGUUAUGAUCCUAGCAUGACUUUUUCCGAGAAUGUUAAUUUGUCAGAGCCGAUUCUUUCCCGUUUUGAUAUUCUUUGUGUUGUUAAAGAUGAAUUUGAUCCAAUGCAGGAUCAAUUACUCGCUCGUUUCGUUGUCGGUUCGCACAUCAAAAAUCAUCCGACCAUGGAAGAUGUUGUUCCGGAAUCACAACCUAUCGACAGCAUGCAAAUUCCACAGGAUAUGUUAAAAAUGUACAUUGUCUAUGCCAAGGAAAAUGUACACCCUACACUCACGAACAUGGAUCAAGACAAAAUUUCCAAGAUGUACUCACAACUCCGGCAAGAGUCUCUGUCUACUGGAUCGCUUCCAAUAACAGUUCGUCACAUCGAAAGUGUUAUACGAAUGUCAGAGGCUCACGCCAGAAUGCAUUUGCGAGAUACUGUUCAAGAUGCGGACGUGAAUAUGGCUAUUCGUAUGAUGUUAGAGAGUUUCAUCGAAGCGCAGAAAUUCAGCGUUAUGAAGAAAAUGAGAUCCACCUUCCAGAAGUAUCUUUCAUUCCAAAGAGAUCAUUCAGAGUUGCUGUUUUUCAUUCUAAGGCAAUUGACGCUAGAUCAGCUAGCUUAUCUUCGCUGCAAAGAAGGGCCAAGAGCCACACAUGUGGAAAUAAUGGAAAAAGAUCUGAUUGAACGCGCUAAGGCCAUAGAUAUCCAUAAUCUUAAGUCUUUCUACGAUAGCGAAAUAUUCAAAAAGAAUGGUUUUGCCUACGAUACUAAAAGGAAAACCAUAUUGCAAAUUGUACCAGAAGCAGCUGAGGUUUAAU
This is a messenger RNA of Sabethes cyaneus, 2724 nucleotides long. It is a transcript of the gene Mcm2, whose product is annotated as DNA replication licensing factor Mcm2. The record is from RefSeq and is a predicted model, not a curated record. The transcript is spliced from 4 exons. Gene Ontology annotation, biological process: mitotic DNA replication initiation; double-strand break repair via break-induced replication; DNA replication. The coding region runs from base 69 to 2723 and encodes 884 amino acids. Gene Ontology annotation, cellular component: MCM complex; nucleus. Gene Ontology annotation, molecular function: single-stranded DNA helicase activity; single-stranded DNA binding; ATP binding. Lineage: Eukaryota; Metazoa; Arthropoda; Insecta; Diptera; Culicidae.